Messenger RNA from Penicillium malachiteum, 1788 nucleotides. Its product is annotated as LysM peptidoglycan-binding domain-containing protein. The record is from RefSeq and is a predicted model, not a curated record. Bases 1 to 1788 code for a protein of 595 amino acids. The transcript is spliced from 8 exons. NCBI's taxonomy places the organism in Eukaryota, Fungi, Ascomycota, Eurotiomycetes, Eurotiales, Aspergillaceae.
AUGAUACAUUGCUGGAGGCGGGCCGAUGUAGACGAUGCUUGCGGGAACACAACUUAUAACUUCCCUGGGAAUGUCUCACAGACGGGACAGACCAUCGUCGAGCCCCUCGUCUGGGCAUUGGAUACUGCCUGUAUUACCAGCGGCUCCAUCUACUGCUUGCCAGAUGUGGCUACGGGAAAUGUCUCGGACUGUUUACCAUGCAUGCACAAAUAUGAAGCAGCCAUGCUGGACUCGCCAUACGGCCAGAUGCGCUAUAGCCCGGACACAUACUCGUCACUGCUGUCCUCCUGUGGAGCAGUGGCAUCCAGUUACCCUUUUACCGACACGGCAAUUGCUACCGUGCUUCCUUCGGUUGUGGCUUCGGCAACAGUCUCGGUAUCGGCCACGGCUACAUGCUCGAGCUACUACACCGUCGAGUCCGGUGACACGUGUCAGUCAAUUGCUACAGCUAACUCUAUCUCCACGGCUAACUUCGGCAUCGACAACAACCUAAGCACGCUCAACUGCUCAGUUCAGGUAGAUCAACAGGUCUGCCUGGGUGCUGAGUGCGCCUUGUACGAGGUCCAGGAAAACGACACCUGCUCUUCUAUCCUGCAGAAUCAAACCUUUUAUCAAGUCCAACUUACUUCGUGGAAUCCUCCCCCAGGAACCUCAAGCUGGGUUGUCCCCAGCACAAACAUCACAACAAGCUGGAAUGUAACCUGGGUCAUUCCCCCACGGCCUUCACGACGCUGCCUUCCCAGCCGACAACGUUCCCCGUAUUCAACACUUCAGACAUCGCAUGGCCUGUCACCACCAUUACCCCACCAGCUCAAAGCCUGCCUGACUUGGAACGAGACAUUUGUUCCACUGUACCUGAAUCUGACCGAAUACUGCCCCAUUACCCAACAUGAACUCUCUAAUGGCUGGACCAUAUAUGAUCUCCCAGAAGGUUGCGAGGAUCUCCUGGAUGAAUACUGCAAUCCAUUGGCAAACGCCACAAUGUCCGCGUCUACUGUGCUGCCGGAAACAUGUUCCCCAUCCUACUGGAUUUCUUUCUACCCUGUCACUUCUGGCACAACAGCCACCAGUUCCUCAACGUCCGUCUCAAGGGCCCCAGAACAGACCGGAAUCGCAGCUAAUUGUGAUGCGUACUAUGUCGUUAAGAGUAAUGAUACUUGCGCCGGGAUCAUAGCCGAGUUCGGUAACUUUACUCUUACCGAAUUCUACAGCUGGAAUCCGGCGGUUGGAUCGAGCUGCGCAUACCUUGAUGUUGGUGAUGCUGUUUGUAUCGGCACAACGACCAGUAACAGUACCUCUACAUCCUCGGUGACGGUAACGGCGACCACGACGACAGCUUCAGGAACCGCGGAACCAAGUACUGACUCUAGCUGCACUGAGUAUCGCAAAGUAGUUGAUGGAGACAGCUGUAUUGGCAUCGAGGAGGAAUACAACAUUACUGCUGCUGAGUUCCUGGCGUGGAAUCCGACUGUCGGGACGACGUGUGAGUCCCUUUGGCUAGGUUAUCUGGUCUGCGUCGACGCUCCCUACACGAUAACCUCGUCCGCCACACCAACUGCAACUUCGAUAUCAACAUCAUCAACAUCCACAGCCGUGGAUGUAGAGCCCAGCACCGUUGCUGACUGCACAGAGUAUCACCUCGUCGUCGAUGGGGACGACUGCGAGUCUAUCGAAGCCGAAUACGAUAUCACCGCAGCAGAGCUCAAUGAAUGGAACCCGUAUGUUGGGACAGACUGUGCAUCUCUAUGGCUUGGUUAUGAUGUUUGCAUUGAUGCACCUUCGAGCUAG